AUGCGUGGCAAGAUGGAGUCAUGGAUCCGUUCUCUGCAAGAGGACAUUGUCCAGGCACUAGAGAAACUCGAUCCUAAUGCUCCCAAAUUCCAGCGUGAUAGCUGGGUGAGGCCUGAAGGUGGAAUGGGACAGUCUUGUGUCUUUGCUGCUCCCACAGCUAGCGAAGGACAGAAAGAAUUCAUCCUCGAAAAAGCCGGCGUCAAUAUCUCUAUCGUUCAUGGAACCCUUCCUCCUCCAGCUAUCAAACAAAUGCGCGCAGAUCAUACCUCGAUGCCGCUACCGGAAGACGCUCCAGGCGGCUUGCCCUUCUUCGCAGCGGGCAUUAGUUUGGUGAUCCAUCCCAAAAACCCGCAUGCCCCGACGUGCCAUGCAAAUUAUAGAUAUUUCGAGAUUACGGAUCCUGAGAGCGCUGCUGCUAGUGCGGAUGUCGCACCAAAAACUCUUGCAUGGUGGUUUGGCGGUGGCUCAGACUUGACGCCCUCCUACCUCUAUCCUGCCGACGCGACUCACUUCCACCAAACCCACAAAUCCGCAUGUGAUGCCUUUUCCCCUUCUUUCUACCCCGCUCUCAAGAAAUGGUGCGAUGAAUAUUUCUACAUCCCUCAUCGCAGCGAAUCUCGAGGAAUCGGGGGAAUCUUCUUUGACGAUCUCCAUGCUGGCCCACACGCACGUCUUCCAGAUAACCCAUCAGAUCACCCUCGUACCCUCGAUUCCAUUUUCGUGUUCGUAAAAAGUCUCGGAGCCGCUUUCAUUCCGGCAUACGUACCCAUCGUAGAACAACGAGCCAAAAUGCCUUACACCGAUGAACAAAGGCGGUGGCAGCUUAUUCGCAGAGGACGAUAUGUGGAGUUUAACCUUGUUGUUGAUCGAGGGACGAAGUUUGGGUUGAUGACUCCCGGGGCGAGGGUAGAGAGUAUAUUGAUGAGUUUGCCAGAGACAGCAAGAUGGGAGUAUAUGUCGGAAAUGGGCGCAGAUGAGGAGACGGAAGAGGGACAACUCAUCCGGGUACUAAAGGAACCGAAGGAAUGGGUUUAG
This is a messenger RNA of Lentinula edodes (shiitake mushroom), 1035 nucleotides long. Its product is annotated as coproporphyrinogen III oxidase. Bases 1 to 1035 code for a protein of 344 amino acids. The transcript is spliced from 2 exons. Gene Ontology annotation, cellular component: cytoplasm; mitochondrial intermembrane space. Gene Ontology annotation, molecular function: coproporphyrinogen oxidase activity. The record is from RefSeq and is a predicted model, not a curated record. NCBI's taxonomy places the organism in Eukaryota, Fungi, Basidiomycota, Agaricomycetes, Agaricales, Omphalotaceae.